Molecule: messenger RNA, 5244 nt
Organism: Penicillium hordei
Lineage: Eukaryota; Fungi; Ascomycota; Eurotiomycetes; Eurotiales; Aspergillaceae
Product: glycosyl hydrolases family 18-domain-containing protein
Exons: 6
Coding region: 1-5244 (1747 amino acids)
Biological process (GO): carbohydrate metabolic process
Molecular function (GO): chitin binding
Source: RefSeq, a predicted model, not a curated record
AUGGCUCGACGAGCCGUUCAAUCGUUUAUAUAUUUCUUUAUAUUUUUAUUUGUUACCGUCCGUGCCAAUGACAACCUGGUAUCAGAAGCACUUUCAGGGUUAAAUGCUCUAGUGACAGAUGAUCCCUAUAGUUGCAACAAGACUACUCCAUGCUCCAAUUCGGCAUGCUGUAGUAAAUCUGGCGUUUGUGGAUUUGGUGAUCAGUAUUGUGGCACAACAGGCGAGUCUCCGAACGAUGCAUGCUGGAGUAACUGUGAUGCCCAUGCCGAGUGUGGUAAAGAUGCUCUACACAAAGGACAGAAAUGCCCACUGAAUGUCUGUUGCAGUCCUUUUGGAUUCUGUGGUACUACAUCUGAAUUUUGCGACAAAGGCUGCCAAAGUGGAUGUGACCAGCCCUCAUCAAAUGCCACUGGCAGUGAUGUCCAGCAGCGCAUCAUUGGAUAUUACGAAGCUUGGCAGAAGGACAAGCAAUGCAUGGGCAUGAACAUAGAUCAGGUUCCCGUCGAGAGCUUGACCCAUAUCAACUAUGCCUUUGCCGUUAUUGAGCCAGAUACCUACAAAGUCGGACCGAUGCCGAAGGCCGAUGAGUCCAGUCUCAGCGAUUUUACAGCACUGAAGGAAAGGAAUAAGAAUGUCGUUGUCGGUGUCUCUAUCGGAGGAUGGGACUUCAAUAACAACCACACGGAUACUCAAGGAGUUUUUGCCGAUGUUGUCUCCUCAGCGGAAAAGAGGAAGAAAUUUAUUGAUGAACUGCUAUCGUUCAUGAAGCAUUAUGCCUUUGAUGCUGUUGACCUCGAUUGGGAAUAUCCUGGUGCUACGGAUCGCCAACCUCCAAAGUCAAACACUACCGCCAACACCGAAGGCUAUGUGAAGCUCAUGCAGGAUAUUCGGAAGGCUUUUGAUGCAGAAGACAAACAAUACGAGCUUUCUUUCACUGCUCCCACAUCCUAUUGGUAUCUUCGAUGGUUUGAUAUCAAAGAGAUGGCUAAAGCUGCGGACUAUGUCAACUUCAUGUCCUAUGACCUACAUGGUGUCUGGGAUCGUGAUGAUCCUAUUGGAAACCAUGUCCUUGCCCACACCAACUUGACAGAGAUUAAAGACUCUAUGAAUUUGCUGUGGAGGAAUGAAGUUCCGGCCAAAAAGGUUAACCUAGGAUUGGCCUUUUACUCAAGAACAUUCCAGUUAAAAGACAAGGACUGCUGGCAUCCCGGGUGUCUAUUUAAGGGUGGAGGUAUGGAAGGAGCUUGUACAAAGAACUCCGGUACUCUCUCCUAUCGCGAAUUGGUCGAUGUGAUGGCCUCGCGCAAUAUCACGCCCAUAUAUGACAAGGAAGCCGCUGUCAAGUACUUCAAGUGGAAUGAAGACCAAUGGGCAUCGUUUGAUGAUCAGCAAACAUUUCAACAGAAGAUCAAAUGGGCCAACGAAGAGGGACUAGGUGGUCUGUUAAUUUGGUCUUUGGAUCAGGAUGAUAGCAACCUCGAUGAUCUUCGUGGUGUCGUUUUCCCCCGGGACGUUAAGGUCAGCGAGAGUCUGGCGGAUGAUGUUAGCUUCUGGGAAAGCCAGGCUGUUGGCGACUGUCAGACCAGUCCAUGUGGCGGAAAGUGCAGCACCGGUCUGAUUGAGAUCGAGUCUAUCGACUGUCCCUCGGGCGAUGGCCCCCAGAAGAUUUGCUGUCCUAUUGCCUCUGCUCCAGAUCCAAGUACCUGUACCUGGCGAGGAGGCGAAACGGGGUCGCUUUGCAAUGGCCAAUGUCAUGGUGGAGAGGUCGCAAUUUCCUCUAGUGUUGACGGAGGAAAUGGCCAUUGCACAGAUGGUCGGCAGUUUUACUGUUGUCCGAUCCCUGAGGUAGCCGAAGGAGGUGGUAUAAACUGUGGUUGGCAAUAUGGUUGUCGCGACGAUCAGAGUGCGUUGACCUAUGCCGGAACAUUCUUAGAGGUAUUGGAAGGACCUGCCAAGCUUGCAGGUCUAUUUGGAAAGGCACUCUCGGAUGCACUCAGUGAUCUCGAUAUGGAAAAUGAGAAACAGUAUUGCUGCAGCAAGGAAGAGAUUAAGAAUUGGAAAGACUGCUAUUGGGCGGGAACCACUGAUAAAUUCGUCUAUUCUUGCGAUGACAACCACUGCAAUACUGGCCACGAGGUCAUGUUGACCAACAGCCCUUACGGCGGUGGAGAAGACUGCUCACCUACGACUCGGCAACGCGCAUUCUGUUGCAAUCCUGCAAGUGGAAAGAGCCCCUUUAUGCCUGUUCCGCUCGACUAUCUGUUCCCUGAGCCUCCCCCUGAUGAGUCCACGGCGGAAUUCAAUCUGAAGGUCGAUGAUACUUGGGGAACAGGCAAGGCAAAGACUACAGAGAGCCCAAAUGACGCGUCCUUCGGCUUUGUGGUAAUUACCGCACCUGAAGAAGUGUCUGUCAGUCUGGACAAAAGAGAUGGAUCUCCCUGGGAAGUCAUGGACUGCAUUGACUCCGAUAGCGAAGACGAACAGACCAUACGAGUCAUAUGCACGGAUUCUUCGGAAGACAGCCUUUGUGACAAGAUCCACCUGGGUAAGGGUGUACCCGGCACUAUUCUUCAGAUGCCAGAAUCUUGCGGUCCAGGAAGAUACGCUGUGGCCAAGGACUUCCAGUUAUCCGCAAACCAAACACUUGCUGGGCACUUGGCCAAGCGCGACUUUGGCUCAUCUCAAGUCUACGACCUGACAUAUGACUAUAACUUCCGACGCGUGCCUCGAGACUAUGGAGAAAGUCAGAUGCGCGUUGACUUCAGCAACGAGAAAGGCUACUGGGAUGCAGUCGUUAACCGACCCGGCCAAGGAAAGACCAAGCGUGAUCGAUCAUCACUCCACGAGAAUCCUAAGCGCUGGAUGGAGGAAGAGUGGCGAGAGGCAUACCAUUCUGAGUCGAUCUCUCGUGAUGAGCUUCACAAGCGGUGGUUUGGAGAAGAUGUCCUCGCCUGGCUACAUAACCUAGUUCACGUUAGCGUGGAAGCAACCAAAGAAAUCACACACACUGUCGAUGAGACAGUUGAAGUGAUCUUGAUUGAUCAACAAUUUGGCCCAUGUCCCGUUGGCCCUGCACAAGCCCAGGCUAAUGUUCGUUCGACCGUGAACGCCCAUCUCCAGGUCGACACCUCGUUCGGGUUGACCAUUAUUGUCACAUUAGGUGAGGACCUCGACCUCAGUCAGUCUUACCUGUUCUUCAAAAACAAAGGCGAGGUGACAGCCAAAUUUGAGCUUGACGCGGUAGCCUCACUCACAUACAGUUCCGGUGAUGUCAAACUCUUUGGUCUUGAUGAUUUCCCCGGUGCCACUUUCCGGGUUCCAGGUAUUGUCACCGUAGGUCCCAACCUGGCUGUAUAUGCCUCUGCUGAUGCCCAGUUUACCGUUGCGGGGCACUUAGAAGCGGAGGUUACAGUUGCCAAAUGGGAGAUUCGGCAGACCUAUCCAGAGAAUGCCGACUAUCCCCCAGAUGCAAUUCAGAAGCCUGACAAUGAUGGCACCCAAACUUUGGGUAAGCCUAGUUUCGAGGCAAGCGUUACUGCAACUGGAGAGGUUGCUCUUCAUCUCAAGCCCACAGUGCAAUUUGGUAUUGUGUUUGACAAAAGAUGGAAGGUGGAUAAGUGUACCGUUGAUUUGGUCCUUGAUGGGUACACGAUUUUCCAUGCAAAGGCUGGUCUCUCGACAAGCUCGGACAAUUCUUGUCCAUUCUCCUAUGGUAUUGAUGCCGGUUCCAACAUUUACGCUGAGCUCAAUGCACCCGAGAUAUAUGGCUGGGGUGGUCAGACUCAAAUUCCCAUCGCUAGUGUUCCGCGAAAGCAGAUCACUCCAGAGACAUGCCCGGGAGACAACAAGCGUCGGUCGCUUGAUGAGAUCGAACAUUUGUCAAACAAUUAUGUUUCACCAUACAGCUCUGAUAUGCUGGCUGUGCACCAAAUGGACAAACGUGACACGUUCAGCUUAGGACCUGUGAUCAGAAUUCCAGACACUUUCCUUUCUUGUCCAAGCAACACUUCAGACAAGGGUGAGAUCGACUGUCCUGUUUGCAAAUCGAGUGAAGACAGUGAUAGCUCGGUGACCCGCCGCGACACAGGAGAUACGUGCGUCUACUUCGGUCCUCCAGUUCCGGAGUCAUGUAAGGACGGAUCUUCUCUUUCCAAGAGGGCAACUGGAGACAAGGAAAUCAGUCUUUCGUGGUUCGCUGGAUCGUUCUUUUACUCCAAGUACCCACAGUGCUCUGUUGGAAACCUCAAUUCAUUGAACCAAAUCGCUAAGUGGUACAUGCCUGAGGGUGCGGCGGCAGGCGGCGGCUGUAGCCCAAAGAUUCAAAAGUAUCCUGCAGAUGCAAACUCAAAUACUGUCAAGGGAGUCGAUAUGAAACUCUUCCAAAACGAUCAUGUUUUUGAGGCUCAGACAGUUUCAAAAUUCCUAGAAUGGCUCUGUCAGGGCUCCAGGGAGCUCAAGUAUUCAAAACAGAAGAUCAUCUUCCCUAAGGGCUGGCAACAACCAAAUCCAGCCUGGUGUGCUGCCGUCUUUGGCUCCGACACAGGUGGCUUUGAGUACCCCGAGUUCCCCGGUGACAACGAUGAAGCCAAUUGGAUCGGAGUCACAGCGGAGAGACUUGCAGGUCUUUCCAGGCAGAAUCUCAUGGCUCUCUAUUUCGGCGACGCAAAUAACUCCAAAGGUAAAGUUAUUGGAGCCCAAAGGCGGAAAAUCCCACUUGAUGAUGCCCAAGCGGCUAUGAACGUGGUGAGAGAUGUCGUCAAUGUAUUCUUCUACCUCAAUGACCCAAACAUCAAGCCAAUGUGGACUGAGCCUUCUAAUGGAGUUGAAGAAGCCUCUAAGCUUUUCGACGAUCACUUUUGGGGCACCGCCAAGGGCGAGCACAGUUACCAGAACACAGGAACACCUUUGAAGCCUCCACCAAAGCCUGCAAAUGUUCAAAGCUGGGGUCUCCGAACUCUGUGGUGCUACUGGAUUGAUCAGCAUCUCUAUCUUUCUGAAAAGGUGGCCAAAGACUGGAUCAAAACGGCCAAGACAGAACUUGGGAAGUACAAGAACGCCGACCCCACUAAGGUCUCGGCGCAAGACAAAGCAACCAUCGCCAACUUUGUUCAAAAGUCCAUGGCUCCUGGAACUCUUCUGAGCGAGCAACACAUGGUCUUCCCUUUGGCACCCGGUGGUAUCUCAGGUCAGUCGGGUGCCUAUGGCAUGUGGGGUAAUAAUGGCUACGGUCCAUUAGGGCUCUAG